This is a messenger RNA of Candidula unifasciata, 1032 nucleotides long. The record is from the annotation of a GenBank genome assembly. NCBI's taxonomy places the organism in Eukaryota, Metazoa, Mollusca, Gastropoda, Stylommatophora, Geomitridae.
AUGUUCAGAACAAAUCAAACACAACUUGCCAACAAUGAAGCUCAUAAACAACUAGCGAACACCCCUACAAGGCAGGUGCUGUUAGCCGAUGAAACUCUAUACUAUUUCCUGUUAGUCAACUUUUGGGGUCCGGCUCUAGCCGUGUGCAUUCUUGGAAUAAUUACAAAUAUUCUCAACAUAAUUGUCUUUUCUAAACAAGGCCUGCGUGACACUGUCAACAUAAGCCUCUUUGGUCUGGCCACAUCAGACUUGGGUUCCCUCAUUACACUGUUGUAUGCAAAUAUCUCAUUUAUGCCAGAUUAUAAUGCACUAGAUCUACCGUUUGUCAGCAGUGACAUAAUGUAUAUUACGUCCUGGAUCCAUGUAAUAUUCACUAGAGUCAGCACUUGGGUAACUGCUUACAUCACGCUAGAGAGAUGUCUCUGUGUUACUGCGCCCCUGAAAGUCAAGAAUUUGUUCACGCCCAAGAGGACAGUAUUGUAUCUUGUUUUUAUCUAUGUAUUUAUGUUGGCAAGCGUCUGCCCAGUCUUCUACACAGCUCGACCAGCAAUAAUUUUUGACCCAUCAAUUAAUAGGACCUUGCUUGGGAUAUCCUUUAUAGAAGACCGAAGCAAAAUAGAGGCUUUCACAUUCAUGACAAACAACACAAUCCCAACAAUGGCAUUUUGCACGGUGGCAGUCUGCACUGCAAUCCUUGUCUCAGCUUUACGAAAGAAAUCAAAAUGGCGUCGAAAAGCUACCACGUCGAGUGCCAAAACUGUCAUGGCUGACAGAGAUAGUAGGGUUGUCAAAAUGGUGGUACUUAUAUCGACUAUAUUCAUUAUUUGUUACUUUCCUGGAGCAGCUGUUUUUGUAUAUGUGUUGUUAGAUCCAGAUUUACGAAUUGAUGGAAUUCAAAAGAAUGUGAUAAUAGCUAUUUUUUCAUUUUUAUUUCAUCUGGAAUCAAUCAACGCUGGUGUUAACAUCUUUAUAUAUUUGAGCAUGAGUUCAAAGUUUAGGGUUACGUUCAUGAGCAUGAUGUGCUUGAAGUGA